Messenger RNA from Acanthisitta chloris (rifleman), 1989 nucleotides. RefSeq names its product Rho GTPase activating protein 25 (gene ARHGAP25). The coding region runs from base 1 to 1989 and encodes 662 amino acids. Lineage: Eukaryota; Metazoa; Chordata; Aves; Passeriformes; Acanthisittidae. Gene Ontology annotation, molecular function: GTPase activator activity. Gene Ontology annotation, biological process: negative regulation of small GTPase mediated signal transduction; activation of GTPase activity; actin filament organization. The transcript is spliced from 11 exons. The record is from RefSeq and is a predicted model, not a curated record. Gene Ontology annotation, cellular component: phagocytic cup.
AUGUCCCUCAAGCUGCCACGGAACUGGGAUUUCAACCUGAAGAUGGAUGCUGCGAAAAUAGCUCGCUCCAGGAGUGUGAUGAGUGGGGAUCCCACACAGCCAGGCUCCCCUGGCACACUGGAGAGGCCCCUGAAGCUUGGCUGGCUGAAGAAACAACGCUCCAUCGUCAAGAACUGGCAGCACAGGUACUUCGUGCUCAAGGGGCAGCAGCUCUACUACUACAAGGAUGAGGAUGAUGCCAAACCACAGGGCUGCCUGUCUCUCCAUGGAAGUACCAUCAAGGAGGUGUCCAGCAACCCAGAGGAAGGAGGGAAAUUCAUCUUUGAGAUCAUCUCAGGGGUAUCUGGAGACCAGAACAGGCCAGGGCAGGACACCUGUGUGCUCAUGGCCAGCUCCCAGUCUGAGAUGGAGGAGUGGGUGAAAUCCAUUCGCCGCGUGCUGGGGUCGGCGUCAGGAGCUGUGUUCGGGCAGCGCUUGGCAGAGACCAUGGCCUACGAGCAAAAAUUUGGGCAGCACCAGGUGCCCAUCCUGGUGCAGAAGUGUGCAGAGUUCAUCAGGGAGCAUGGAGUGAGUGAGGAAGGAAUCUUUCGCCUCCCUGGCCAGGACAACCUGGUGAAACAGCUCCGGGAGGCGUUCGACGCCGGAGAGAGACCUUCGUUCGACAGGGACACAGAUGUGCACACUGUGGCCUCUCUGCUCAAGCUCUACCUGCGGGAGCUGCCAGAGCCUGUGGUGCCCUGGACACAGUAUGAGCAUUUCUUGCUCUGUGGUCAAGCACUGGAUGCUGAGGAGACAAAGGGCCACCAGGAACUCCUGAAGCAACUGUCCCUCCUUCCCAAAGACAACUACAACCUCCUCAGCUACAUCUGCAGGUUUCUGUAUGAAAUACAGUUGAACUCUAGUGUCAACAAGAUGAGUGUGGAUAACUUGGCGACAGUGAUUGGAGUGAACCUCAUUAGGCCCAAGAUAGAGGAUCCUGCAACUAUUAUGAGAGGCACACCACAGGUCCAGAAGGUGAUGACAGUGAUGAUCAGUGACCACGCAGAGCUCUUCCCCCCAUCCAAGGAUGUGCCUCCCUCCCCUCCUGCCUCCCAAAGUGAGAAGAAAGCUCCUGUCCCUCGCAGCUCCGUGGGCUGGGGAGCAGCAGAGGCCCCUGCAGUGCCCAGGGCUGUGAGCCUGGGCCAAAGGCAAAUGAGGGGUGACCCCAGUUCCUGCACUGCCCCUGGACCAGCCACGAGCUCAAGUGCCCCAGGGGAAGAUAAUGAGUCCCAAGAUGCACUGGGAACGUGGAAAACACAGGCAAGGAAAAGAACUCAGACUUUACCUGCGAGGAAAUCUUUCCUGACAGCUGCUGCUCCAGGGGAGAAGGGCAGCAAGGAAAAAACUGAUGUGUUUGGCCGUGACUUUUGGAAAAGCUCCUCUGGGAGCAGCACACACUCCAUGGUCACUGAUGGGCACAAGAGAACGUUGUCUCAUGAUCUUUUCAAGCUGCUGGACCUGCAUCGUGCUGUGACCUACGACAACAUUCCCACCCCCCAGGCAGAGAGGGGGGAGGGCAGCAGCUCCAGCCCCAGCCCUGCCAGCAGCAUCUCUGACAAGGAGUUCCUCCCCUGCCCCAGCCCCAGCCAUGAGCCCAAGGAACCAGCCAGUGCCUUCAGCAGCCCUGCAGAUGUGGCCAAGCCUGAGCAGGAGACCAGGGAGUUCCUGCAAAACACCAUCCUCAGGCUGGAAAAGGAAAUGGAGGCACAGAAAAAUGACUUCCAGGAGCAAAUUAAGAGCCUCGAAGAGGAAAACUUUGAAGUCUGGGCCAAAGUGGUGAGGCUGAACCAGGACAUUGAGAAGGAGAAGAAGAAGUCUGAGGAGCUGCAGCUGAAGCUGGUGAACGUGGAGCGCUCACGGGAGGACGUGGAGAAGAAAAACAAGAUGCUUGAGGAGCAGAUAAAAAUUUUAGCUAAAUCCACAUUCAAAACUGAUGCCAAAACCAACUAG